CUCAAAAACCAUAACUUUCAAUUGCAUUUCCCGAACAUUUUAAAGAUUUUCUCUCUAAUUUUCAAUAAACAUCAAUAAAACAAUGAAUAAACAAAAGCCUCCAAAACGUACACUCGCCUACUUCACCACCCCAUUUGGCCGAAAACUAGUUUUCUUUGCUGCCGGUACAACUACAGUCGGUCUGUUCCUCGGGAACUUUUUACCACACACAUUCUUAUUGAACAAAUAUCAGGAAUUUGUUCAAUGUUACAAAGAUGGCAUAGUCCGUCGUGUUCCCGAUGUCAUCGAAGCACGACUCGAAAAAGCAAUGAACAUUCUUGAUGUUGCACCUUACGAACGAAGAAUUCUAAAGCCAUUUGUUGUCUAUGGAUUUGAUAUGUUCACAGCAGGAUCAACAAAAUCCAAAUACGGUGGCUUGAUUGGCAUCCCAACAAACUACUCGUACACUUCCAUCGACACCAUCGAUCGAAGUGAGAUUCGUUUCCGUAACGAACAAAUCAAAUGGGGCUCGGAAAGUGGCCAAAUGUUGCAAGAAGCACUUGUUCUCACAGAGGACGAACAAAUAUUUGGAAUGUGCAAGGCUAUUCUGCAAUUACAAACCCAAAGGGUUAUGUUGAAUGCGGUCUUUCCAAGUGUCUCUUUCAUGGCUGUAUACAGUGUGGGAAACUACCUUAAUCACAAGUUGAACUUGUUGGCAAAACCACUUUCGCUUCGUUUAAUGAUGUACACGUUCUUGGGACUCUUUGGUGUCGGAAGUUGGUCAUUCAUGAAGGAUUACAACCAAGUUCUCUACGACACAUCUUCCGACAAGAAAUUGAGUGCCUUGGGACCUGAAUUUGUCGAUGCUGGAGUUCGUUACUAUGACAAACUUUUGAAGAAGAAUAUGGCCUUGAGGGCGCUAAUUGGUGACGACACCUACACAUCAAAGGGAAAUGAGAAUUUCUACUUGCGACAAAAGAGUCUGCCUUUGACAAUUCACAAAGCAUUCUUUGAGGAAGAAUGGAAAAAACUGAAAGGAGAAAAACAAGAACAAGUUGCACAGUAAUUUUGUUGUUGUUAGUCUUUUUUUAUUAGGAAUUAAAUAAAAUAAAAAUGUUAG
Messenger RNA from Episyrphus balteatus (marmalade hoverfly), 1099 nucleotides. Its product is annotated as transmembrane protein 177. Lineage: Eukaryota; Metazoa; Arthropoda; Insecta; Diptera; Syrphidae. The record is from RefSeq and is a predicted model, not a curated record. The coding region runs from base 83 to 1045 and encodes 320 amino acids. The transcript is spliced from 3 exons.